AUGUCGCACUCAGAUGCUUUCUCUUCUCUUUCUGACCUUGAUUCUGAUCUAUCUGACCCACCAGACGAUUUGGACGAAAUUGUCUUCUCUCCUGACGCAGAGAGCAUGGAUAGCUCAGAGUCCUUUCUCAAGAGGAGAUCGACUGCUUCGCCCAGCCUCGAGGACUCUGACAGCGAUGCCACUGACAGAGGCCAUAGUCAAGACUCCCAUUCGACUCCUUAUGGCUCCAGCAAGCUUGAAGAACUUCCCAACGAGGUUCUGAACAAAAUAGUCGCAUACCUUCCCGAUGACCAUGAUUUUGUCAAUCUGAUGAGCACGAGCAGCAGUUUCGCCGCCGCCCUUGCUCCAAAGGAAUCUGCAGUGUGGAAAGAGAGGUUUCUUUCUCUCUACGAUCAGGCCUACGUGACCAGCCCUGAGGAAUACGCCUGGGCGUAUAAACUGCGGCGUCUUGUUCUCAAGAAUUUCAAGCCGUUUACGAAUCCAAAGGACGAACGCCUGCUUGUCCAACUGUGUGUAUUGAAAGAUAUGAUCAUAGAGGCAUUUCUUCCGGUCCACGCUCAUCUUGCCUCCCCACUGGCCUCUCGCAAUCUUGCGGCUCUUUCAUCGCCUGCAACCUCGCCGUACAUGGUUACUUUCUUGUCCAGCUUCUUGUUCCCCAAAGUCGGUAGCCGAUAUGGUCAGCCUGAUCCCCUCUUCGACGCCGUGCAACUCGUCCUUUCAUAUCUCAUACUGUCUCCUGACUCGAAGAUUGCUCAUGUUGUGCCCUCCUCGAGAGACAACUAUGACAUAACCGUCGUCUAUAACUGGGGCAAAUCGUUCAGUACUCUGUUCCGGCGUGUCCCGGAGAAGGCUGGUUUGCAAUCAGGUCGAUUGAGGAGGAAUAACAUGUUUCCCAAUCUCAAAUCCCGGAGACUCAUUACUGCCCCCAAGGUCAAAUACGAAUUGGACACCCACGCACUCCUUCACAUUCGAAACUUCUGGCAUCGGCACCUGAUUGAAAGUGGGGGACAAGCAAGCUUGACUCAGGUCCAGAUGGGAGUGUUUGGAGAAAACACAUAUGCGAAAAUGGCAAAAGACCUCAGACGUGCAGGCAUCACACCCAAAGCGUGGGACAAGCAAUUGCAAGAUGGACUACCAGAUAUUGCGACAAAAUGGUACGGCCAUUGGAGUUGCUUACAUCCCUGGCCCAAGAAGAAACAAGCUCUGGAGGAAAUGCAGACUUGUGCUGAAGACUGGGAAACUGCGGAUCCUUUGAAACUCGACUUGUGUACCACCACUGACAAUGAGGAGUUUGGAUACUGGCCACCCAUUUUCCAGGCGAUCCCUGCCUUCGCCAAGUCCAUCCCCGAAUCUGCCUCUUGUUUGUAUUUGCGAGGUGUGGCCCCUUUUGUCCAGCUUUCUUCAUCGCGCGCCAACAAGAAAGUCACUGGUAAUUCUCGAUCAACGUUGACAGUACCUCUCCACAAGUACCAUCCAUUUCUUGCCCUUCGUGUGCGCGGCCUCAUCCAUACUAUCCCAAGUCAACCUAACGACGAUGGGAUUCCUGGCUGGAAUCGAAUCGUCAUGGUUUUGUAUAAACCAUCAAAGAGAUACCUGAUUGAGGUCCUGGAGAAUGCCGAGGAAGAGUACGGUGACCCAUUCGCGACUGUUGCGACAAAUCAAGCGGGACAAGGUCAAGGUGCUGCAACGGCAAUCAUGGACCCGGCGGAAAUUGAGCGUGCGCUCGAGUUGUACCUAAGACACAAACUGAUCACGAAUCCAUCAUGGCGGAAUCCGGAGCGCAUGAAUCGCGAAGUCAUUGAAGAAAUCGAAGAGCUGUUCCGCCUCGGCGAGUAUUUGGACUGGGACGACAUUGACUACGCUUAUGCAUACGAAGGAGUUGUUUUGCCCGGUGGCAAGAUCAUGAUGGGUCGCUGGUGGAGAUGUGGCAUGGUUGGAGAAGAUGAUGCCAUGGAAUUGGACGAAGAAGGGAUGCCUGUUGGGGAGCCGGAGCAGAAUCAAGGUCCAACUGCACCGAUGAACAACGACAGCAGCGGUAGCAGCAGUGACGACAAUCUUGACGCCGGCGCUGGCAAUUCUGGUCAACCAAGUCAGGGACAAUCAUCUCAAGAAUCUCAGGCUACAAAUACAGCUCCUACUGGGUCACAGAUGGAUGAGGAUGUCGACAUGAUGGAUGCUGGUACGGAUGGAUUGGCAACUGGUGGAACCGCCAGCAAUGCGAGCAGCCAGUCUAGCACUUCGACCAAUGCCAGCAACAACGACAACACUAGCAAUGCUGGGAAUGCCAAUGCCAAUCCCAAUGCCAAUCCCAAUGCCAAUCCUAAUGCCAAUCUCAAUGUGCGCCCUCACCGACUGCUGGAACGAGGACCCUUUGUCUUUUGGUGCUGA
Molecule: messenger RNA, 2388 nt
Organism: Exophiala dermatitidis NIH/UT8656
Lineage: Eukaryota; Fungi; Ascomycota; Eurotiomycetes; Chaetothyriales; Herpotrichiellaceae
Exons: 3
Coding region: 1-2388 (795 amino acids)
Molecular function (GO): protein binding
Source: RefSeq, a predicted model, not a curated record